Molecule: messenger RNA, 5525 nt
Organism: Habropoda laboriosa
Lineage: Eukaryota; Metazoa; Arthropoda; Insecta; Hymenoptera; Apidae
Product: transcription elongation factor SPT6-like
Exons: 9
Coding region: 57-5354 (1765 amino acids)
Biological process (GO): transcription elongation-coupled chromatin remodeling; transcription elongation by RNA polymerase II; positive regulation of transcription elongation by RNA polymerase II
Cellular component (GO): transcription elongation factor complex
Molecular function (GO): nucleosome binding; histone binding; DNA binding
Source: RefSeq, a predicted model, not a curated record
UUCGAGGCAACGUAAAUCCUGUCAAUUGGAAGCACUUAUCAUCGAAACUUAAAAAAAUGGCCGAUUUCUUGGAUUCAGAAGCAGAAGAAAGCGAGGAGGAGGAGGAGUUAGACGAUAAUGAAAAAAAGAAAUUAAAGAAAAUUAAAGCUGUGGAAGAAAGUGAGGAAGAAGAGGAGGAAGAUGAUGAAGAUCGCUUACGUGAAGAACUUAAGGACUUGAUCGAUGAUAAUCCAAUAGAAGAAAGUGAAGGAGAAGACAGCGACGCUUCUGGAGGAUCUAAGAAACGUAAAAAGAGUGACGAUGAGGAUUUUGAUGACCGUCUAGAAGAUGAAGAUUAUGAUUUGAUAGAAGAAAAUUUAGGAGUAAAAGUUGAGAGGAAACGUUUCAAACGCCUCCGCAGGAUUCAAGAUGAAGAGUCAGAGGAAGAGCAGGAGAAGGAAGUGGAUGAUGACAGAGAUGCUAUCGCGAAUGAGCUUUUCGAAGGCUCUGGAGAUGAAGAUGAAAGAAGAAGCGAACGCAGUCACAGGCCAGAAGCGGACACAUUCGACGAAGAAGGAAGCGAAGGAGAGUACACAGACGCAGAUGAUUUUAUUGUGGACGAUGAUGGCAGACCGAUUGCCGAAAAACGGAAAAAGAAAAAACCAAUCUUUUCUGAUGCUGCACUUCAAGAAGCUCAAGAUAUUUUCGGCGUUGAUUUUGAUUACGAUGAAUUUGGUAAAUACGGUGAAGAGGACUAUGAGGAAGAGGAAGAGGAAGAAGAAGAUGAAUACAUGGAUGAUGAAGAUGCCGAAAGACCAAGAAGGCCAAAAAAACAGUUGAAAAAGAAAACUACGAGGAAAAGUAUUUUUGAAAUUUACGAACCAAGUGAACUUAAACGCGGUCAUUUCACCGAUAUGGAUAACGAGAUACGAAAUACAGACAUACCAGAAAGAAUGCAACUUCGGUCCGUUCCUGUUACACCAGUCGCAGAAGGUUCGGAUGAGCUAGAUCUAGAAGCAGAAUGGAUCUAUAAACAGGCUUUUUGCCGUCCAACCGUUUCGAUUCAAGACGCCCAUUUGAAUGCCGAAGCUAAGGAAAGGGCUCGAAAAGGACCUCAGACGAUCGGUAAAAUUAAGAAGGCUUUAGACUUCAUGCGAAAUCAGCACUUCGAGGUUCCUUUCAUAUCGUUUUACAGAAAGGAAUACGUUUUACCGGAAUUAAACAUUAACGAUCUUUGGAAGGUGUAUAAAUUCGAUGCAAAGUGGUGUCAACUUAGUCAGAGAAAAGAAAAUUUAUUAAAAUUAUUCCAUAAAAUGAGGAAUUACCAAUUAGACGAGAUUAUGAAAAACCCGGAUGCCCCUUUGCCAGAUAAUGUACGACUGAUUAAAGACGAUGACGUAGAACGAUUAAAAAAUGUGCAAACCAACGAGGAACUGAACGAUGUUUAUCAUCACUUCAUGCUGUACUAUAGUCAUGAGAUACCAGCGAUGCAGGAGGCUGCUCGUCAAAAGGAAAAAGAAGCACGUAAAGAAGCAAAGAUUCAGAAACGAAAGCAAGAAAUUGCGGACGCAGAAGAAAAUGGUGAGGAUCCGCAUGCGACGGAGGAGGAAGUCGAGGGAGCAGAGGAAGAAGGAGAAACGGACGAAACGUUGAAACAGGCGGUUCGAACUGGCCCAUAUUCUAUUUGUAGACGAGCUGGUCUCGACAGCCUCGCGAAAAAAUUUGGUCUUACUCCUGAACACUUUGCUGAAAAUUUGCGGGACAACUAUCAACGACACGAGGUAGAUCAGGAACUCACUGAACCUUUAACUAUUGCCAACGAAUACUGUAGUCAAAUACUUAAUAGUCCUGAAGAGGUACUGAAAGCUAGCCAAUUGAUGGUAGCUAUACAGUUAGCGCGUGAACCUUUGGUAAGGAAAUGCGUUCGGGAAAUGUACAUGGAAAGGGCAAAAAUAUCGGUGAAGCCAACGAAAAAAGGAAUGAAAGAGAUAGACGAAAACCAUCCAAUUUACGGGAUGAAGUAUCUGAAGGAUAAACCGGUGCGAGAUUUGGUUGGUGAACAAUUUUUAAAUUUGGCGAUAGCCGAGGAGGAUAAAUUAAUCACGAUUACGUUGAGCGAUAGCAUCGAAGGGAAUACGAGUAACAACUACGUUGAUGAAAUGAAGCAGCUCUAUUAUCGAGAUGAGUUUAGCAAAAAUGUUCAGGAUUGGAACGCGUUGAGAGUGGGAAGCGUUGAAAUGGCUCUUACGCGCAUAGUCCUACCGAGCCUGAAAAAAGAGCUAAGGGGGAAUCUGAUAGCGGAAGCGAAGGAGUGCGUGAUGAGGGCAUGUUGUCGUAAAAUGUAUAAUUGGAUCAAAGUGGCUCCUUACACCUGUGAAUUUCCAGAAGAAGAGGACGAAGAAUGGGACACCAGCAAGGGACUUCGAGUAAUGGGGUUAGCGUAUGUUCCAGAUUAUUCUCAAGCCGCGUUCACUUGUCUGAUCGCUCCGGAUGGAGAGUGCACGGAUUAUUUGAGAUUGCCUCACCUGAUGAAGCGAAAGAACAGCUAUCGAGAGGAUGAGAAAAUGAUGAAAGAGGCUGAUCUGUUGGGGAUUCGAAAUUUUCUAUCGACAAAAAAACCGCACGUUGUAGUGAUAAGCGGAGAAUCGAGGGAAGCGAUGAUGAUAGCGGCUGACGUUAAAGAAUGCAUAGCGAACCUGGUGGAGGAGGAACAAUUCCCGGGCAUUCAGGUGGAAAUUUGCGACAAUGAACUAGCUAAAAUCUACUCGAAUAGUAACAAAGGGAUAUCCGAAUUUCGGGAUUACCCUGAAUUAUUGAGGCAGGCUAUUUCAUUGGCAAGGAGAAUGCAGGAUCCGUUGGUAGAAUUUUCACAGUUAUGCACCGCUGACGAGGAAAUAUUGUGCUUGAAGUAUCAUAGCUUACAGGACCAAUUGCCGAAAGACGAACUUCUGGAGAACUUAUAUUUAGAAUUUGUAAAUCGCGUGAAUGAAGUCGGCGUUGACGUGAACAAGGCGGUGCAGCAAGCCUAUUGCGGGAAUUUGGUGCAAUUUGUGUGCGGGUUAGGACCGAGGAAAGGGCAGGCAUUGAUCAAGAUGUUAAAGCAAACGAAUCAAAGGUUAGAGAACAGAACACAGCUUGUGACCGCUUGUCAUAUGGGACCGAAGGUUUUUAUUAACUGCGCCGGUUUUAUCAAGAUAGAUACGAAUAGUUUAGGGGACAGUACCGAAGCGUACGUAGAAGUUCUCGAUGGAUCCCGUGUUCAUCCAGAAACAUACGAAUGGGCGAGAAAGAUGGCAGUGGAUGCUUUAGAAUACGACGACGAGGACGCUAAUCCUGCUGGAGCUCUCGAAGAGAUCCUCGAAUCUCCUGAGAGAUUGAAAGAUCUUGAUUUGGAUGCGUUCGCGGAAGAGCUCGAAAGACAAGGUUUCGGCAACAAAUGCGUCACUUUGUACGAUAUCAGAGCAGAAUUGAAUUACAGAUACAAAGAUUUACGAGUAUCAUACCAGUCGCCAAGCGCGGAAAGAUUGUUCGAUGUUCUGACGAAAGAAACUCCAGAAACAUUUUACGUGGGAAAAUUGGUGUUAGCGACGGUGGUAGGAAUAAGCCAUAGGAAGCCACAGGGUGAUCAAUUGGAUCAAGCUAAUCCCGUGAGAAACGACGAAACGGGUUUGUGGCAAUGUCCGUUUUGCUUGAAGAAUGACUUUCCAGAACUCUCCGAAGUAUGGAAUCAUUUUGACGCAGGAGCUUGCCCAGGCAAAGCGACUGGCGUGAGAUUGAGAUUAGACAACGGAAUAUCAGGUUAUAUUCAUAUAAAAAAUUUAUCCGACAGACACGUUGCGAAUCCGGAAGAGAGAGUGAGCAUAGGACAAAUAAUCCAUUGUCGCAUAAUAAAGAUUGAAGUAGAGCGAUUCAGCGUUGAAUGUACCAGCAAAAGUAGUGAUCUCGCUGAUAAAAAUCACGAAUGGAGACCGCAAAGGGAUCCGUUUUACGACACGGAAGCGGAACAAAGGGAUACGAAAGUCGAGGAAGAUGCGAAAAAGGCAAAACAAAGACAGACCUAUGUAAAACGGGUAAUCGUGCAUCCCUCUUUCCACAACAUUAGUUUCGCGGAAGCUGAGAAAUUAAUGCAGACUAUGAAACAAGGAGAAGCAAUUGUCAGGCCUAGUAGUAAAGGUGCGGAUCACUUGACUGUCACAUGGAAAGUUACCGACGAGGUCUAUCAACAUAUCGACGUAAGGGAGGAGGGAAAAGAAAAUGCGUUUUCUCUGGGACAAAGUUUGUGGAUUGGAAAUGAAGAGUUCGAAGAUUUAGAUGAAAUAAUCGCGAGACAUGUCAAUCCUAUGGCUGCGUACGCUUCGGAGUUGUUGGACUUCAAAUAUUAUAGAGCAACUGUAGAAGGCAUUAAAGACAAAGCGGAGGAAAUAUUGAAAGAGCAAAAGAAAGAAAAUCCAGGAGGAAUUCCGUAUAUAAUAUCCGCCGCAAAGAAUUAUCCAGGAAAAUUUCUUUUAUCUUACCUUCCGCGAACUCGAUGUCGUCACGAGUAUGUGACGGUGUCACCAGAAGGAUUCCGAUUUAGGGGGCAGAUGUUCGGUAGAGUAAAUGACUUGUUUCGAUGGUUCAAAGAACAUUUUCGGGAUCCGGUACCUGGACAGUCUACUCCUAGCACUCCACGUGGCGCUAUGACAUCUAGAACACCCUAUCAUACGACGCCGGGUGCAGUAAGUGGAAUGAAUCAAGAAGCUAUACAAAGGGUGGCACAAAAUCUUCCUCAUCAUAUGUUACAUUCUUUAUCACAAGUAGCGAAUCAAACUCCGCAUCAUUAUCCACCCCAUACACCAGGAACUGCAAACGCAACUGGUUAUAGUGGAGUACACACUUAUCCUAAUACACCGUACACACCUUCUGGACAAACACCAUUCAUGACACCAUACCAGACGCCGCAUCAUACUCCUCACCAUCAUGGUCAACCAACUCCGAGAUAUGGACAACAAACACCUAAUCAUCAACAAGGUCCCUUCAUUCAUCCACCUCCUCCUUCAGGGAUAACAGCCCCAGGACAUCACAGAUCAACUCCAUCGCACAGACCUACACCUCCUAUGUCGACACCCGGUGAUCCUAUGGAUUGGAAGAAAGCGGCAGAAGCGUGGGCACGAUUAAAAAGCGGACCUCGAGUGUCUGGUUCCACUCCAAGAUACGAGGAAUCUAGAAAAACACCACGAAAUUAUGAGGAAUCAGUUGGAAGAACGACGCCGCGAAAUAGAACUUCGACACGGACACCCUCUUAUAAAUCUCCUCGAGGUACUCCACACACCAAUUCUAGCCCUCGGAGUAUGUCUCUUAGUGGAGACGGUACUCCUUUAUACGAUGAAAGCUAACGAGUUCGCUUACUCAUAAUAAGUUAUGCUUUCUGAUUAUAUCAUAUUGUACGAUAUAAACAAAAAAGGAUAUUGGCAAAAUUUUGAAAAGAAUCGAAGUUUGUACCGCAUUAAAAGUGCCCUUAACGGUGAGCGUUAAUGGUACUUGCAUAAAAUAAAUUUGCUGAGCCC